UUGACUCAUUUCACUUUCGGCCCAAAUUGGAUAAAUUACAAAAUUAAAAAUUCCUGCAUAGAAUGAAUAGAAAAAUUCCAUAUUUUAGUCAGAACUCAAAUCAGCCGCUAGGUGCAGAUUUUCACUUGGAUGAGCAGAUGUUCCUUAAAUGGCAGAACAACGGGAAAUCUAAAACGAAUCUGAGUUCCGACCGAACGUACAAUCGGUACGUUAAAACCCUGCUUCGAGUGCAAAAUUCCAUUCACAGAAGAUUCCCUCCGAGAAGAACUAAAAGUUCUCAUGACCAUCGGAGCCGCACUUCAGGUGGAGAAUGCUCCAAGGGCUGCGGGGAGUCGGAACCAAAAAGAGUGGCUGUUGUCAGGCCGAAGCAAAAGAAUCGCCCUGUGAAACCGCUAAAUCUGAUUGCUGCUCGAAAGAUAAAUCUGCGGAAUCUUGCGGCCAUGGCAAAAAUAAAUGUUCGAAAAAAACAAAGCCGGAACCGACAAAGUCCACAUGCUGUGAUGCAACUGACCCAAAUCUCAGGAAAUGUGUGA
This is a messenger RNA of Drosophila ficusphila, 533 nucleotides long. RefSeq lists its product as uncharacterized. Lineage: Eukaryota; Metazoa; Arthropoda; Insecta; Diptera; Drosophilidae. The record is from RefSeq and is a predicted model, not a curated record. Bases 63 to 533 code for a protein of 156 amino acids. The transcript is spliced from 2 exons.